This is a messenger RNA of Paramacrobiotus metropolitanus, 898 nucleotides long. RefSeq lists its product as uncharacterized. Lineage: Eukaryota; Metazoa; Tardigrada; Eutardigrada; Parachela; Macrobiotidae. The coding region runs from base 82 to 675 and encodes 197 amino acids. Gene Ontology annotation, molecular function: chitin binding. The transcript is spliced from 3 exons. The record is from RefSeq and is a predicted model, not a curated record. Gene Ontology annotation, cellular component: extracellular region.
GGCGAGAAAUCAUCAAGCCAUUAGUUGCAUAACUUGCAUUUGCUCUUGUAUUUCCACUGUUUCUCAAGCCAGUAAAGCACCAUGAAAUCCGCUAUCGUAUUCGCUCUCUUCGUGGCUGCUUGCAGCGCCCGAACCUUGGAUAAACGCGCCAGUGAUCAAAACCCUAAAGUAUUCUCAGCUUUGGAUAAGUUGCGAGGAGGCGCCAACAAGGCUUUGAGCGUUGACCAAAUCCAGGAGCUGUGGCUGAAUGUUAAGCCCGGUCAGGAUUUCCCUCUCAUUGCCACCAUUCCCAAAGCCAACGUUGACUGUGCCUCAGUCAAGCCAGGUUUUUAUGCUAACGAUGGCGAGGGCAAAUGUCAGGCUUUCGAUCGUUGUGACGUCAAUGGAAACUUGACCAGCUACCUGUGCCCCAAUAUGACCCUGUUCAACCAGAUCACCUUGAUCUGCGAUUGGUGGUUCAACAUUGACUGCUCGCAAGCCCGCUCUUUCUACGACUACACCAACUCCCGCCUGUAUGUCGAGGGAGCCGUGCUGUUGGAUGAUGAGCCCGAUUACGUCAUGGCCUCCACCGGUGCCGUCGCCGCACAGUCGACCGGCGGAUCUGCAAAGGGCUCUGCAUCUGCCGAACCCAAAAAACCCAAGAAGAACAAGAAGAGCAAGGCCAAAGCUGAAUAAAAGCGUUAUGGAAUACUUUUCGUUAAUGCGUUUGCAAAGACUUUGUGAUACACGUGCCGCUUUGGCGUCUCUCGUUGCUACCUACACUGGCUAAGUUGUGUUCGAAUGGUUGCUGGCGGCCAUGCUCGUGCGCUUAUAUGGACCUAUACGUUGUUGACGAUCCGCUGUCAUUUCAAUCAAACAGCGUGAAAGUGAAAGCGAAUAUAAAGAAAGACUUCGUUAA